AUGGUGAGGCUCUCUUCACGGUCGGUAUUGAUCGGGCUUUGUCUGGCAACGCAACAAAUCCAUGCCGCUUUGACAGUCGACCUCGAUUCUCCAGAAUCCAUCAAACAAGCAGCGUCGCAAGUUGCAGAGGAUCUUCUCACGUUUUACCGCGGCGACGAACCGGGAUGGGUCCCCGGCAUCCUACCUGGACCUCCUCCGGAUGGUGAUUAUUACUGGUGGCAAGGAGGUGCUAUGUGGGGUACAUUGUUGGACUAUAGACAUCACUCAGGUGACAAAACCUACGAUGAUACAACGACUACGGCCAUGCUAUUCCAAGUAGGAGACGACAGAGAUUUCAUGCCUGGAAACUGGUCGGCAUCCAUGGGCAAUGACGAUCAGGCUUUCUGGGCACUUUCGGCGCUUGUGGCUACGGAGACGGGAUUUACAGACCCGCCAGCAGAAGAGCCGCAGUGGCUAUCGUUGGCCCAGGCCGUAUUCAACGAGCAGACACACGAGGAUAGACGAGUACCGUCGGGAAAUUGCAAGUGGGGGCUGAGAUGGCAAGUGUAUCCUACAAACAAUGGAUAUGAUUAUAUCAACACUAUUGCAAAUGGGUGCUACUUCAACAUUGGCGCUCGCCUGGCACGGUACACAGACAACGCUACAUACGGAGAGCUAGCAGGCCGGACUUUCGAUCUAAUGGAAAGACUGGGAUAUGUCGACAAGGACUGGAACGUGUACGACGGUGCUCAUCUCCCAGACUGCACCGAUAUUAACAAGGCACAAUUCUCGUAUAAUGCCGCAAUGUUAUUGCAAGGAGCGGCUUUUAUGUACAAUUUUACCGACGGCGAGGAAGUCUGGCGAAACAGAAUCCAGGGUCUUCUGGACCGUACGCUCGAGGUUUUCUUCCCCGGAGGUAUCGCUUUUGAACCUUCCUGCGAACCUGGCAACUGCAAUGCCGAUAUGCGCUCGUUCAAGGGCUUUCUGCACCGCUGGAUGGCAUCGACUGCCAUCCUGGCACCCUUCACCUAUGACACAAUUAUGCCAGUGCUAAAGACUUCGGUGGCAGGUGCUGUUGUGCAGUGUACGGGCGGCGAUAACGGCCGGUUCUGCGGUUUCCAUUGGACAACAGGUGUGUUCGACGGCAAAGUUGGUGCGGGUCAACAGAUGAACGUUCUCGGAGGUCUCACAUCACUACUAGCGGCCAACCCGCCAUUAACAAACUCCAGUGGUGGAACGAGUGUCGGCAACGUGAAUGCGGGCAGUGGCGAGACAAAAUUGACGCAGCUGCCUGACAUCACUACUGGUGACAAGGCUGGCGCAGGCGUGUUAACAGCGGCCAUAAUUGCGGGUACGCUCGGCGCUUUCGCCUGGAUGAGUUUUGAUUAA
Molecule: messenger RNA, 1368 nt
Organism: Truncatella angustata
Lineage: Eukaryota; Fungi; Ascomycota; Sordariomycetes; Amphisphaeriales; Sporocadaceae
Product: family 76 glycoside hydrolase
Exons: 4
Coding region: 1-1368 (455 amino acids)
Biological process (GO): carbohydrate catabolic process; fungal-type cell wall biogenesis
Molecular function (GO): mannan endo-1,6-alpha-mannosidase activity
Source: RefSeq, a predicted model, not a curated record